AUGACCAUCUUGCAAGACUACUUGCUGACCAAGAAUGGAGAAAAGAUUGAUGACUAUUACGGUGCUGAAGAAACAAAAGAUAGUCGGAAACCUUCUUUUGAGGUUGAUGAGAAUAAGUCAGAUUCAGUAAGUAGCAGUUCAUCAUUAGAGAACUUAUUAAGUAUAGACGAAAAAACUGUACCACUAAUUCCCGAAAGACAGAAAGUUACAAAAAAAGAUCCUUAUAAAAUAUUUGAUGACUUUCGAACCAACGACCCUAAGAUUGAACCAGAAAUAUUUAAGAAAGAUUUUAAUCCACAUGUUAAAGUAACUGAACAACUAAAAAGUCAACUCAAUUUUGAAAGAGAUAGCUUUCAAAAUACAACAAAAUUACACAAAAAGACAACGCGGCCGAGGAAUAAAAAGAAACGUCCAAGUGUAACUCUUAAAAAAUACUUUCGGUUGCAUAAAACAACCAAUUCUGAUAAUAAUAAUGACUUUUUAGUAAAUAAUAAGGUAAAAAGACUUAACCCUCUCAAAAAUAAACAUAUUGUACCCGUUCCAGAGGUGUCUGAUGAGUUUAGUACAUCUAAUAGACAAUUUCUUAUAAAAUCAAACAAUUCAAAAAACAAAAAAAAGUUCGACACAUUUAGCAAACUUCUAAAUAACAGUGAAACUAAAUAUCCUAAAUUGAAUAAACCACGAAAAUCGAGAAAUUUUGUGAUCUUGAGAAAUCGAGAGAUUAUUCUCUCUGAAAAUAAGGACGAUAAUAGUAAAAAUUCAGUAAUGCUUUUAGAGAGUAAAGAAUUAGAUAAUGCAUUAGAACAAGCAGAUCAACUAUUGAAGGAGCAACAAUUUCAAAUACAAAAUAGAAAAGUUUUGCAUGAAAUUCAACCUCCAUUAACAAGAGGUUUUGACACAUCAAAAACUGAAUUGAUAACGGAACUUCAGACUAUCAAAAAUGUUAAUGAUAACUUUAAACCACAUAAAGAUAAGUUUACCUUAACAAUAUUAGACAUAGAUGAAAAUGGAGAACAGUUUAAGCUUAACGAUUUAUCUUCUCAUCGAGGGUCCUCUUUACUAGAUGCUAAUAUUUUUAAACACAUGCUGCGAAAAUCCUCUGAACCUAAAAAGGUAUCGUCCAUAUCUAAAGUCUUUCAAAAUAAUGAGGCUGAUAGCCUUAAAAGGACACUGAAACCAUCUCUGAUUAGAAAGCAACAAUCUGUAGAAAUAGGGACGAUUGAUAAAAAUGAAAAGGAACCUUAUGAUCAGCUUGAUGUCAUUUUUGAAAGUGACCAAAAAGUGUCAGAUUUUGGUCUUAGAGUUAAGUCAAAAGCGCAAACUGAAGGCGUUUUUGUCGAUAAAUCUAAACUGGAUAGAAUAAAAUCUGGUAAUACAGUCUUAAGUGAGGCUGAUUUUAAAAACGAUGUCAAGCUUAACAUGAAGUAUAAACCUAAUACAGUUAUGAACGACAAAAAAGAUAAAAUUACUAAUAAAGAAAACAAAGUUGAUCUGAAUUGUGAUUUUUCUAAAGCAGAAAUUGUACAAACAGAUAGUUAUGAAACUGAUGAGAAAUCAGAAGAUGGAUUUAUUAACGUAAACGAACAAUCGGAUCAGGAGGAUCAAUCGGAAUCAGAAUCAAUAAAACACAUACAGGAGCGGACAGAACAAAACAGAACAGUGCAGGGGAAGAGCAUAAGCGAAGCAAAAAAGAUAUAUAAGUCUGACAUGAGCAAAGAUUCCUCUGAAAGCGAAUCGGAUACAUCUUCAAGUAAAGAAGAUAGGUCAGAUGACACGGAUGAAACAGGUCUGCCAAAGCAUCCGAUUAAUAAAUCAGUUUCAGUAAGUAGCAGUUUAUCAUUAGAGGACUCAUUUAGUGUAUACGGAAAAACUCCGAUUCCCGAAAGACAGGAAGAAACAAUAACUGAUAUUUAUAAAAUAUUUGAUGAUUUUCGCACUAAGGACCCUGAGAUCGACCCAGAAAUAUUUAGGGAUGAUUUUAAUUCACAUAUUGAAGUAAUCGAUAGUCAAAAAAGUCAACUUAAUUUUAAAAGAGAUGGUUUUUAUAAUACACCAAAAUUGAACAAAAAGACAACGCAGCUGAGGAAUAAAAAUACACAUUCAAGUGUAACUCGUACAAUACACUAUCGUUUGCAUAAAACAAUGAAUUCUGAAGAUAAUAAUGAUUUAUUAGUAAAUAAUAAAGUAAAUAUACCUAAUCCUCGUAAAUCACAUUCACUCGUGACUGAAAAUAUUCCCCGAACACAAAGUUUAAAUGACUUAGAACCAAAGAUACGCAAGAGUAAACAACGCAAACAUAAACCAAUUGCACCUAUUUCAGAAGUGUCUGACGUGUUUAGUACAUAUAAUACAAAAUUUCUUUCAAACCUGAAAAAAUCAAAGAAUUCAAAAGAAUACGUAAAGUCCGAACCAUUUAACAAACUUGUAAAUAAACGUAAAAAUAAAUUACCUCGAUUGAAUAAACGACGAAAACCGAGAAAUCGCAAUGAUUCUGAGAAUAGGCAUGAGAAAAGAAAAUAUUCAGGAAUCCCUAUAGAAGGUAAAGAAUACAAUAAAGUCCGUCACAUACAACCUGAAUUAGAUAUUGCUUUAGAGCAAGCAGAAUUACCGAAAGAAAAACAACAUAAAACACAAAAUAAAAAAGGUUUGCUUACUAUUCUUCGUUCACUAACAACAGAUUUUGUUACAUCCAAAACUGAAAUGACUGCCGAUUCCGAAGUUCCGAUUGUCAAAAAUGUAAAUGACAACUCUAAACCACAUAAAGACGAGUUUACCUUAGGAAUAUCAGACACUCAUGAAAAUCAAGGACAAUCUAAGACUGAGGAUUUAUCUUCUCAUUUAGGGUCCUCCUUACUAGAUAUGGACGUUAGCAUGUAUCAACACAUACUGGGACAAGAACCUAAAAAGGUGUCAUCAGUCUCUAAAGACUUUCAAAAUAAAAAAGCUCAUAGCCUAAAAAGCACACUGACAUCAUCUUUGAUUGUAAAACAACAACCUGUAAAAGGAAUAAAUGAUAAAAGUGAAAUCGAAACUUAUGAUCAGCUUGAUGAAAAAGUUGAAAGUGAUAAAAAAGUCAAAGAUUUUGCUCUUGGAAUUAACUCAAAUGCGGAAAUUGAUACUGAUAAAGCUAAACUGGAUACUAUUAAACCUGAAAAUACUAUCUUACGUCAGGCUGAUUAUAAAAACGAUGACAAGCCCUAUACAAAGUAUAAACCUCAUGCAGUUAAAAGAAUUCAACCUAAAAUAGCAAAGAAAAAUUUUGAUGCUUCAUUAACCAUGAAUGAUAGACAAGAUAAAAUUACAAAUAAAGAAGACAAAGUUGACCUGGAUGAUGAUUUUUCUAAAGCAGAAAUUGUACUAACAGAUAGUAAAGAAAGUGAUGAAAUUUCAGGGGACGGAUUUAUUACCGUAAACGAAAGAUCAGAUAACGAGGAUUCAGAAUCAGUAUCAAUAAAACACUUAAAAGAGGAUAAAGGAAUUGGUAACGUUUUAAGAUAUUCUAGAAGAGGUAUUAGGAGCAAAAAAUUGUUAAGAAAAUGUCACAGAGCGUGCAUAGGUGCGUACACAAGUGUUUGUCGACGAUUGAAAUGUUCUCCGAAAGCUAAAAGAGAUUUUAAGUAUCAAUGCAGAAAAAGUUGUAAAAGGACAUUUGGGAAAAGGAAAUAUAGUAGUUCCGAGAAGUAG
This is a messenger RNA of Arctia plantaginis, 3684 nucleotides long. NCBI's taxonomy places the organism in Eukaryota, Metazoa, Arthropoda, Insecta, Lepidoptera, Erebidae. The record is from the annotation of a GenBank genome assembly.